Messenger RNA from Xiphophorus maculatus (southern platyfish), 3597 nucleotides. RefSeq names its product calcitonin gene-related peptide type 1 receptor-like. NCBI's taxonomy places the organism in Eukaryota, Metazoa, Chordata, Actinopteri, Cyprinodontiformes, Poeciliidae. Gene Ontology annotation, biological process: angiogenesis; adenylate cyclase-activating G protein-coupled receptor signaling pathway; cell surface receptor signaling pathway. Bases 105 to 1643 code for a protein of 512 amino acids. Gene Ontology annotation, molecular function: calcitonin receptor activity; adrenomedullin receptor activity; calcitonin gene-related peptide receptor activity. Gene Ontology annotation, cellular component: plasma membrane. The record is from RefSeq and is a predicted model, not a curated record. The transcript has 13 exons.
GCUUGGUCAGAGUUGUUAGAGAGACGGAAUGAGACGCUUUCCAGCUCGGGUCAUGCGAGCACUGGAGGAAACUAAAGUUUGACAUCUCACUCAAAAAAAGAGACAUGUGGAUGAGCCUCACUCUCUCACUCGUGGCUGCCUUGGCGCUGGGCACAGAGGUCUCCGUCCCUCAGGAUGUGGGCUCACUGGAUCCAGCUGAAAAGCCAGCAGACGAGGCAGAUUUCAGCAAUGAUGAUUUAUCUUCCCUGUAUGGAAAUUCCAGACAUCAGAUCUUGUUGGCUCAGUAUGAAUGUUACCUGAAGAUGAUUCACGAGCCACUUCACACAGAUGAAGGCCCUUUCUGUAACCGUACGUGGGACGGUUGGAUGUGUUGGGACGACUCGGCGCCAGGGACUUCCAUGCAGAUGUGUCCUUCAUACUUUAUAGACUUUGACGCCAGAGAAACAGCUACCAAAAUUUGCAAUCCUGAUGGCCAGUGGUUCCACCAUCCAGCGAGUAAAAGAGUCUGGACUAACUACACACUGUGUUCUGCCUACAGUAAAGACAAACUCAAGUUUACACUCAGUCUCUAUUACCUGGCUAUGGCCGGUCAUGGUAUAUCCAUCAUUUCUUUAAUCAUCAGUUUGAUCAUCUUCUCCUAUUUAAAAAGUCUUAGCUGUCAGAGGAUCUCUCUACACAAAAACAUGUUCAUCUCUUUCAUCUUCAACUCUGUGUUUACCAUGGGAUGGCUUUCAAUGAUCUCCGGUGGUAGGCAAACCAUAAAUGCCAUCAACCCUGUCAGCUGCAAGAUUCUGGCUACUUUGGUUGCGUAUACGUCUACCUCCAACUACUUCUGGAUGCUGUGUGAGGGCAUCUAUCUCCACACGCUCAUCAUAGUGGCCGUCUUUGUGGGGGAACAGCAGCUGGUUUGGUACUAUGUCCUGGGAUGGGUUUUUCCCAUCUUUCCUGCCCUUAUAUAUGCUUUUGCUCGUGGAUUCUACUUUAAUGACACGUGUUGGAUCAGUUCAAACUCCCACCUCCUCUACAUCAUUCAUGGGCCCAUUCAUGCUGCACUCUUUGUAAACUUUUUCUUUCUCCUGAACGUCAUCCGAGUCCUCAUUACCAAGCUGAGGAAGACGCACUGCGCUGAGUCUACCACCUACAUGAAGGCGGUGAGAGCCACGCUCAUCCUGAUCCCUCUGCUGGGAGUCCAGUACAUCCUCAUGCCCUGGACACCACACGAAUUUGAUAACCAAGUCAUUUACUGCUUUGUGGCGAUCCUUUCCAACUUCCAGGGACUCCUUGUGUCAAUUAUUCUCUGUUUCUGCAAUGCAGAGGCCCAAACAGCGCUGCGCAGGAAGUGGGUUCAGUGGAAGAUCGCCUGGGGGAAAACGGGUUUGGGAGAAACUCAGUUCGUCAGCCAUCACUUCAGCUGUCACACUACCUCCUCCAUCGUGGAGACCAGCCGUGCCACUGGCAGCUCUGAGGUGCCCGUCGAGGUGCCCGUCGAGGUGCCGGUCGAGGUGCCUGCCGCGGCGCUGUCUCACCAACAGACGGAAACCUGUCACCUCAUGCCUGUGGGACAGGAUAAGGAUGCACAAACCAAGACCAGACCGCUAACUUCGGAAGCAGCAGAGAUGACGGCUGUGGUGUCCAACAACUAAAGCACCCAACAUCUGAAAAAAAGAAACUAAAAACUCAUUUACAAAGUAAAUGGAAAGUGAUUGCUUUGUAUGUACAUAAAUGAUAUUGUAUGAACAAUCUGAUAUUUUUACACCAGUCAAGAACUUGUAGGAAGACAUUUGUUAAUCAUUGUGCCAUUGUAUUGUUUCUGUGCAUUUUAAUAGGCAGUGCAUCAUAUUUUUUUCCUUCUUGUUUUUAACUAAAGUUUCUUUUAUACUACACUUGAAAAUGCUACUCCAAACUGUGCACUGUGGCCUUACGGAGCUUUUACACUGUCUGGCGUAUGUAUUUUGAACUAUUCACAUUUUCCUAUGUUACAACCCAAAUCCUCAGUAAAUUUUAUGUUACGGAUUAGCACAAAGUCGUCCAUAAUUGUGUAUAAAACACAUCAAACUGUGCAGUUGUAACAUGAGAAAAUGUGAAAAGGUUUAAGAGAAUACAAAAAUCCCAUUUUUAUCACAAGGUAUUUUGACUUCAAACAAUGCUCUGCUUUACUUUCAGUAACUGUAAAAAAAAAAAAAAAAACAUGGAUGGCAACUUGGAAAUGUCCAGCUCUGACCCGUAACUCACAAAAACGUUGGAGACCUCACUAACUGCCAUAACAUGCACACAAAAAUUCACAUGUCUUUCAAGGACACCAGAGUUGAACAUAUCAGAAAUUGGUGGCUGGUUCUGAAUUUCAUUUUGUGAAAUUGUCUACAUCCAUUUAGCUUUUUACAAUUUCCUUUUAAAAUCUGUAAUACAUUAAUAUAUAACAAGAGCUUCAUCUUGCUGCCAGCAGCAGUUAUCAGCUACUUAUAUUAGUGAGGCUACUGCACGAGAAUGUUAGCGAUUAGCAUGGUUAGUACAGAUAGCAUUGCUAAAAUCGCAGUCUCUAAAGAAUUUGAAUUCUUACCUUAACAAGCUGGAUUUUCAAAUCCAGCUUGUUGCUCACAUUUUGAAAGCUCAAUAAGAUAAAAUGACUAUUCUGUACUCGGUUUAGUCUCCCUGCUAUCAGCUUUAAAUCUUGCUCUCUUACUCACAGCUUGACCUAACUUCAAAUCUUUCUAGACUGGUUUUUGAAAAUAGAGUUUUAUUUCAAAUAGCUUAUAUACAUCUUUGUGUUUCCUUUAGUUUCAUGGUAAAGACCCCACUGGUUAUGAAAAUAGCUAACCGCUCAGCUUCAGCGUCCACAUCACAGUGUUAUGAGCACAAGCCUGGUAAUGAUAAGCAUGGUGUGUUCACUGAUUGAAAACAAAAAAACUGGCUGGUCACCUGCCUGGGUUUACCAAGCAGGAAUUCAGACAAUUCUGGUCACCAGCCAAUUUCUCUCUGCCCUUCUAAAAGAAACCCAAAUUGCCAUUGUAAGGUACCCAAUAAGGCACUGUGUAGGCUGUCUUAGGUUCUCGGUUGAAAACUCUAAACCUGGAAUGAGGCAUUUCUUAAGUAGCUCUCGUGUUUGUGUCUUAUUGAAACACAGUAGAGUGAAAAUUGUUUUUAACUGGUUACUAAAUCUAACCAGCUUCCUAGACUGUUGGUCAUUUUUUCAAAAGCUUAGCACAGCUAUUCUCAUAUCUGCUUAGUUGUAAAUUAGAUAUUUUUUAUCUGAAGCCUUUAGCUUGGACGGCAAACUGAGUAAUAAAAGCCAAUUUUUACCGUAAACUGAGACAGUUUGGUCUCGAUUUGGUAUGCAAGUCAAGUUGAACUUUUAACUGAAUGUGUUUACAACAAGUAGGCCCUGUUGUCAACACAAUAAAUCUUGUUCAUAGCAUAUCCAGGAACAUCAUAGCUUGUGUUAAAGUGCAAACCCACAAUACUUGCUUGAUUUGCCAACACAUGUCAACACAUGUUACAGUUUAUAUAAUGUCAUACAUUUUUCUGUAUUGCUGUAAAAAAUCUUAAUUUGAUGCAAGUCUUUUAUUCUAAAAAUAAACCUCACAGCAUUUUUUGUCAGUA